CUGAAAGCACCCUGUUCCUCGACAAUCCUCGUACAUAACUAAGUAAUGUUCAAGACUGGACAAAGUACAGCAUGCCGGUGACCAAUUCAAGAACAUAGCCAACUUUAGGGAUACCGCGCGGGACAACAGUGGCAUCGGGUAUACUGUUGACAUACAUUCUUACUGGUAAAUUUUUGCUAUGGUUCCUUUGCUGUGCAAAUAAGAUUAAUUAUUUAGUAAACUAACCUUCAAAAGCGAGUGCCUGAGGACGUUUUCCAGUGAGUAAAUACAGCGCGUUCACUCGUGGAUUAGGAAACAUUUGCAUAAAGGCAAAUUUAUUAGAUGUUCAUCAGUCUACUCGGUUUUUGGAACAAAUUGUUAUAGGAUAAGUAAUUGAUAUUCCUGUGAAAUGGCAUAAUAUAAUGCGCUACUGUACUAUUCAUAAUAUACAUUGUAUGUAGCCUAAUAUUGUAUGAUGAUGGUUACAUUAUAUAAUUAGCAUACUGUAAGUGCUGCAUCGCGCGCUGCACUUUCUGGCAUUGUAGAUAAUUACAACAUUGAACAGUGUCCGUAUCUUGGGGGUUAUUUACAGGGUUUUCCUGUACCUGAAUUAUCCUCCUCACAGAUCCCACGUAUUGGUUUAUAGUGUUCUAGGAACCUUCUGUUGACAGCACGGAACAUUGAAGGUCAGUACAGUAUGUUCCGUUCUUUCACUUUAACUGAUUCCUUGCAGCUUCAAACAGAUCCGCAUCGCAUGACAUGUAGUUUGGCGUUGAAAAUGUCUUGAUUUAAGAUAUCCGUUUAUUUUGCAUGCUGUUGACUCGUGUGUUACUUAGUGUUAUUACAUUUCCCAAUUCAAUGUUCUGCAGCUGCACAGUUAGAGAACAUCACAGCUGUAUCACUUACAUAAUAAUGUGACUUUAGAUUAUGACAUUUCAAAUGGUAAAAAUCAGUGUUGUAGUACUCUAGUCCAGGACUCGGACUCGACCACUGGGGACUCGGACUCGACCAAUAGUGACUUUGAAAAUCUCUCUUUGUUGCAGAAUUUAACAUACUAGCUACAACAGCAAAUGUUAGAGAGCUAAAUGAUCUAGAUAUCCUUACAAUGUGCAACAAUGUAACAGCAUUUAGUAUAUAAAAUAAAUGGUUGGAUGGCAGCUUAGCACUGCAAGCGACUUGUGACUCGACUCAUAACUAUAAAGGACUCGGACUCGAACACUAGGGACUUGGGACAUACUUGGACUUAAUGUAGUUUCAGGGGUAGAAAUGUGCUUGAUGUUUUAGUACAUAUGUUGGGUGGCUAGCAAGCAGAAAUGCAACCCACGCUGAUAUUGGAACAAUUAUUAUUUCUCAUACCACCAAUAAUCUUUCUAAUUCAGGUCCAUAAAAAAAUAAAAUCUCUAAAUGUUUAUAUUUUGUUUGUCUUUUCCUCUUCAAUCUGUACUUUUUACUCUGCUUCCAUCCUCCUCCUCCUCCUCCUCCUCCUCCCUGUCCUAUUAUACACUAAUUCUUCCCAGAACCCCUACCUUGUGUGUUUUCCGACCUGUGUCGUCGUGAACGAGAGACCAAAAGGCGAGGACAUUCCCCCCCCACGUUCCAGACGCUCCGCAAACAACAUGGCCGCCAACUCAGCAACGCCCCCCUCUGACAGGCGCUUCCUCAUCUUCUUCGACUUUGACGAGACCAUUGUGGAUGAAAGCAGUGAUGACGUGGUGGUGCAGGCGGCCCCAGGCCAGAACCUCCCCGCCUGGCUGAAGGACACCUACCGGCCGGGCCACUACAACGAGUACAUGCAGCGCGUGCUGGCCUACAUGGCAGAGAAGGGCGUGACCGAGAGCACCAUCCGCUCCGUCAUCGAGAAGAUCCCCGCCUCUCCCGGCAUGCUGGCCCUGUUCCAGUUCCUCCGCCACCGCCCUCCGCAGGACUUUGAGGUGGUGCUGGUGUCUGAUGCCAACACCUUCUUCAUCGAGUCCUGGCUCCGCCGCGUUGGGGCCCGCCAGCUCUUCGUCAAGAUCUUCACCAACCCUGCCACCUUCGACAAGGAUGGCCGGCUGGUGCUGCGCCCCUUCCACUCCCACAGCUGCUUGCGCUGCCCUGAGAACAUGUGCAAGCAGGUGAUCUUGAGGGACUAUGUGAUGCGACGGACGCAGGAGCGCGGGCGGCCGUUCCAGAGGGUAUUCUACGUGGGCGACGGGGCCAACGACUUCUGCCCGUCUCUGAUCCUGGGCCCCAGGGACACGGCGUUCGCCCGGCGGGACUACCCCAUGCACCGGCUGAUCACUGAGAUCCACGAGGCCAGGCCGGGGGAGUUCAAGGCUGUCACUGUGCCCUGGGCCAGUGGGGAUGAUGUGGUGGAGCGACUCAGGAAGCACGCAGAGGAGAAAUGAUGAAGCUGGGGGGGUACACCGCCUGCUCACACACACACACACAAAUAUUCAGAGACACACUCAUACACAAAUGACAAAUCACAUUACCAGAUCAAAUACCCACAAAACCACAUACUGACACACAUCAAUGAAAAAACACUCUCCGCUCAAGAAUAGAGCAUGCCAAUUGAACAGGCCUUUUGAUAUAUUGCCUGCGACAGACAAUGUCACCCUUCCAGUCAGUCCAUCUGUCUUACUCUGACUCAGCCAUAGAGCUAGAGAUAAUGUAGUCUUUCAGCCCACCUCCUCUCACACUGGGCUAAAGGUCAAUCAGAGACACCAACCCAAUAACAGAAUCAACUCUGUUAGUCAAUACAGAGACCUAUGCCUUGGUUGAUACCCUACCAAUCAGGCCAGUAUUUUGUCAGUCAAGCUUUUAGAGGGAUUGAUACUCUUACGCUUGAUUGAGAAGGAAGAGGACCAAACCUAAAUCAUUGCCUGAAUUGGGCGUUCUGCAGUGAUACAUUUAGGACUGAUAAAUUACCUGUAUUCCUUUGUUGAUACUGAGCUUAAUUGGUUUAUUAACAAUCAAACUGGGUCAGUAGCGCAGCAGAUCCUGUUAAUUAGUGGCCCGUUCUCUGACUAUAGCCCUCUCCAGACCACCCAAUGGCAUUGUCGAUGCUAAAUGAAUGGGUGGCUAUUCCAGUGUAAUUGUUAUAUUUUCAAUAAUAAAUGGUGUUGUUUAUGUGUUCUUUGUGAAAUAGAAAAUUGAUGGCUGAUUAGGGAAAAUUGAAUGUGACAACAUCGCCAUCUACUGGCAGACUGGUCCCCAGAUUGCAACUGGGGACCAGUUUUAAAGUUUUGGGAAAUUAGUUGAAAUGGAACUAAAAAUGCCCUGUACCAUAUGACAUGGCUAUAUAACUAAAUAUUGUGUCAUUUUGAAACAUAUGUAUUAUUAUUUAUAUAUGUCUGUUUUUAAUAUGUACCAUUUACUUGUACCUACAUGUUCCACUACCAGCAGGAAAAUAAAGCCAUGAACUAAA
Molecule: messenger RNA, 3388 nt
Organism: Coregonus clupeaformis (lake whitefish)
Lineage: Eukaryota; Metazoa; Chordata; Actinopteri; Salmoniformes; Salmonidae
Product: probable phosphatase phospho1
Exons: 2
Coding region: 1293-2366 (357 amino acids)
Molecular function (GO): phosphatase activity
Source: RefSeq, a predicted model, not a curated record